AUGACGUGGAUAAGAUCGGCCGUACACGUGGCGGCGUCAGGGGCGGCGAGGAGGCAGGUGACUGGAGAGGCGGAUGGGAAGAUGGAGGAAGGAGAGGAGGGUGAAGAGGGAGGGGAGGAGAGAGGGAGGGAACAUGAGGAGGAAGGCGAGGAUGGGGAGGAGGAAGGAGAGGAAGAGGGGGAGGUGGAAGAGGAAGAGGAGGAUGAAGAGGAAGAAGAGAUAGAUGGUGGUAGUGAAGGGGAGGACGAGGAGGAGGAAGAGGGGAGGGAAGAGGAGAAAGCAGAGGACGGAGGAACAGAGGAGGACGAUGCAGCAGCAAAUGCGCUGCUCGCCAAAGCUGACGUGUCCCUCUCAGCCACUGCCACGUGUGACUCCUUUGCUGACCUGGCACUGGCGCCGUGGCUGGUUGCCACGUGUCACGAGAUGGGUCUGCGUCACCCCACCCCAGUGCAGUGCGCGUGCAUCCCGCCUGUCAUCGCGGGCAGCAACGUGAUCGGGGUGGCUCAGACGGGAAGUGGCAAAACUGCCGCCUUCGCCCUGCCUAUACUCCAGAAGCUAGCAGAGGACCCCUAUGGGGUCUUUGCCCUCGUGCUGACGCCCACCAGGGAGCUCGCCCUGCAGAUAGCCGACCAGUUCCGCGCUCUGGGGUCGUCUCUUUCGCUGCGCUGUGCCGUUGCCAUUGGCGGGGGCGACAUGGUGGACCAGUACCAACCAUCCCACCAGUUCCGGGCUCUGGAGUCGUCCGUCCCUUCCGCUGCGCUGCGCUGUGCUAUUGCAAUCGGUGGCGGUGACAUGGUGGAGCAGGGCUCUGGGGUCGUCCCUCCCUCCCGCUGCGCUGUUGCCAUUGGUGGGGGCGACAUGGAGGAGCAGUUCUGCUCUCUCCCUUCUCCCCACUUCCCGCUCAUAUGCUCCUCCCAUCUUCCCCCAUCUCCUGCUGACCCGCUCGCCUUCCACCCUCUCUUCCCGCUUGCCUCCCCUUAUGCCCCUCAGGCCAUGCAGUUGACAGGUCGGCCGCACGUGGUGGUGGCAACUCCGGGGCGACUGAGGGAGAUGCUGGAUCAGGAGGAGAGCAUGGGGCGCGUGUUCAGCAACCUGCAGUUUCUGGUGUUGGACGAGGCCGAUCGCCUGCUAGACCGUGGGUUUGAGGUGGAGAUAGCGGCGAUUCUGGCGAGGAUGCCGAAAGAGAGGCAGACGCUGCUCUUCUCAGCCACCUUCACCGCCAACCUGCACGCCUUGAAGGCUAUGAGCAAAGCCAAGAAACUGUUUCACUUUGAGGCCUACGAGGGCUUUAAGACGGUCGAAGCAUUAGACCAAACCUACCUCUUCCUGCCCGCCAAUGUGAUCCGAUGUGGUGCUUUCCUCCUUCCCCUUCCCCCCGCACCGCCCCUCCCCGCCUCUGCUGCUGCCCAUCCGCCCGUGCGCUCAGUUAUCGUCUUCACCUCGUCGUGUCAAUCAUGCCAGGCAGUGAGUGCACUGCUAGACGAGGUGGGUCUCUCCAACGCGCCUCUGCACGCCCUGCUGCCGCAGCGCAAGCGCUCGGCCGCUCUGCACCGCUUCAAGGCGUCUCAAGUGCCGAUUCUGGUGGCGACAGACGUCGCUAGCAGAGGGCUGGAUAUUCCCACUGUCGAUCUGGUGAUCAACUAUGACAUUCCUAGCUCGCGGAAUGCACUGCGUGCAGCACGGAGAGGGAGUACUGAUGUACGCUGUCUGCUCGCUCCCACUCCCCCCUCCCCUCCCUCUUUCCCCCCACAGUACGACGUGCAUCUGGUGCACAGCAUCGAGAAGUUAAUUGGUCGACAGCUCGCAGAGUGCACUGAUGUGACUGAAAGCGAUGUGCUUAAAUGCAUCAGCAAGGUGUUCAAGGCACGGAGGGCAGCACUGCUGAAGGUAUCAGAAAGUGGGUUCGAGGAGCGGGCGAAGCAGAGGGCCGAGCAGAAGAGGAAGAUUCGGGAGGAUCGGAGAGAGCGAGAGCGGAGUGAGGAAGGGAAGAAUGACAAGUGA
Molecule: messenger RNA, 2001 nt
Organism: Closterium sp. Yama58-4
Lineage: Eukaryota; Viridiplantae; Streptophyta; Zygnematophyceae; Desmidiales; Closteriaceae
Source: the annotation of a GenBank genome assembly